UCCAUCCAUCAAGCUUAAUCAUCAAUCAAACCCAUCCGUCUAAAAUCCCUUAGUAACCCUUAGUAGCCGCCAUUUAUUCCACCAUCUACCGGCCAAGGCCAAGCCUGGAUAAAUUUGCCCAUAGCUCCAUCCUCUACUACUACACCACCAACUCCGCCCGGGCCGGAAAAACCGCCAGGAGCUCCAACCUCCAACCUCCAAGACUCUAAGCCCCACUGCACACGACUACACCACCACAACACCUCCAUUGCAUUGCGAUUGCUCCCAUCACCACUUAACAAACACGCAAAUACACCGCGUAAAGAGUCAUUCAAUUGCCUUCAUCAUCCCCUCCAUUCCCAUAUUAAACCCAUAACCGAAGGAAACCAAACCACCCGCCCCCAGUUUCCCCGCCCUCACCACGCCACCCCCCUCAUCCUCAUCCAUCCACCCUACCUCAACCACCUCCCUUCCUCUUCAUCUCUCACAACAACAACAUCAAAAAUGGGCAACCUCUGCGGAUCCGAAUCCAAAUCCCCCGACCCCUUCUCCACCCCCGGCCGCACCCUCUCCUCCGCCCCUCCACAGAACGCGACUUCCAGACCUCCUGCUAAGACCGCUGCUGGGCCGCCGCGACGACUUGGUGGGGGCGCGGCGGGGGGAGGGGGCCCGGGGGGGGAUCCGAGGAGGGAUGCUGCUGAUGCUGCUGAGGCCCGCGCAAAAGCAGCAGCGAAACCGACGGGGAAAUUAGGACAGCAGCUAAACGCGCAGAAGAUGCAGAGGAGGACGGAUACGUUGCAGGAGGUUAGUAGGGAGGAGGUUGCGCGGAGGGAUGCUGAUGCUGCGGCGGCGGUGAGGAGUUAUAAUUGAGCUUGGGGUAUGGGAGGAGAGAGGGGUGGGGAAGAGGUGAUGGUGAUAUGCGGGGGAGUUGGAUGCGAUGACGAUGGUGAUGAUUUGAUGAUUUGAUGAUGAGGGGAGUAUGGGGUUUUGCAUUUAUCACUUCUAGCGUUGAUUUUGCUUGAAUAUGAGGUGGCUUGGAGGUUAUCUUGAAGACAUAGCAGAUACUGAGAGAAUACAUGCUUUUAUUCUUUCUUUGGUUCACGUUAGAUUACAUAGAGACGGUGAAGUCGACAUAAUGAAAAUUAAUUCGACGGCUGUGGUCCUGCC
Pseudogymnoascus verrucosus is the source of this 1146-nucleotide messenger RNA. RefSeq lists its product as uncharacterized. The record is from RefSeq and is a predicted model, not a curated record. Lineage: Eukaryota; Fungi; Ascomycota; Leotiomycetes; Thelebolales; Thelebolaceae. The coding region runs from base 484 to 849 and encodes 121 amino acids. The transcript is spliced from 2 exons.